Messenger RNA from Anneissia japonica, 5728 nucleotides. RefSeq names its product DNA replication ATP-dependent helicase/nuclease DNA2-like. Gene Ontology annotation, biological process: replication fork reversal. NCBI's taxonomy places the organism in Eukaryota, Metazoa, Echinodermata, Crinoidea, Comatulida, Comatulidae. Gene Ontology annotation, cellular component: cytoplasm. Gene Ontology annotation, molecular function: 5'-flap endonuclease activity; single-stranded DNA helicase activity. The record is from RefSeq and is a predicted model, not a curated record.
UUGAUUAGUUGGCGGCUGGAUUUGACACUAGUGAACAAAAACACCCGCGAAAUAUUCAUAACAUGACGAUAAUAUAACAACAGAAUACCAACAUUUGCAGUGAAGUAUUAUCAUUGAUUCACCAAGAAAUUAUAAAGUACAGUAGGUUCUUCAAACCAUGGGGAAACUUUCAAGGUCUGCAGUCAAAAAUAACAAAUCUGGUCAAUUGUCCCUGGAUAGGUUUUUCGCAAAGCCAACACAAAAGUUUUGUGACUUGGAAAUUAAGCCCAAAGUAGAUGAAAAUGUAGCAGUGAAGAAUGCAGAUAUAUCAAAAGUAGAGGAUAGAGAUUUUAAAUGUAUGAAACUGGGGGAUCAAUCAAAAAUGGUUUCAGGCAUGAAAAAGCAUCAAGAGACAAACAACCCAGAGAAGAGUUUAGCGAACGGUAUGAUGAUAAAUAUUCCAAAAUGUGGAGAUGAUAUACCACCAAUUCCUGGAGAGAAUCCACAAGAUGUAGUGGAUUCAAAAAGCAUCAUAGAUGGCCAACAAAAUUCAGAAAUUAUGGUUAUUCCAAGUACGCCAGAUACAGGUGAUAUGGUGGAUGAAUUGACACCAAAGACCAGUCAAGGAAGCUCUCUUUACCCAACACACAUUGUGCCAGAGACGCCAACAAGCCAAAUGAAGUCUUCAAGAUUUGCCUCGAGAAGGCACCAAGCUAGACAAGAAAAAGACAAGAAAACUGAAGUGAAAGAGGAAAUGUUCCAUCUGAAUUCUGAACUUGAAAAGGAAAACAAAUUAAAGAUAAUUAUUCAAGAGAAGCCUGAUGAAGUGAAGUCCUUAAUAAGCAAAGAAACGAACAGGAACUCUACCAAUGAAAGAGGUAUGAAACUUUCACGUGGUUAUAAAAAGGCAUUAAGAACAAAAACAAUGACAGUAUCACCAAAAAUGACUGACGAUAAUGAAACAGUUUUGCUUCAACCAGUUCAUGAUAUUUUGAAUAAGAAAUCUAAAAAUAAACGAUUAUUUUCAAACGUUGGCCUUGAUAAGCAUCAGGAUGCAAUUGAUAGCAGGAAUGAUCAAGGAAGCGUAGCAUUGAAUUCAAAUCUUAGUGAUGAUGACUUCCUUAAUGCUGGACUUGAAGAAGUUUUUCAAAAGUGCUCUAAAAUGCAAGACCGUCACUCUAGUCGGGUGAGCAAUAAGAUACCAAAGAUUCCAAAGAGAAAGAGUUUUCAAAAGACAGCUGAUGUACAGGAAAAGAAAUUUGACACUUCAUUCAAACCUUUUAAACCGUACUUAAAGAGAUCUUCAACCAGAGGAAUCUCACCAAAUGAAAAAAGAAAACCGUCCAGUAACCAUAGAAAUCCAUUUGCCAAGGAAAAUCUUAUUAAUGAUCUGUCAGGAACUUGUGUCAAAUCUUUAUUUCCUGAUAUCAAGAGGUCAGAAAAUGGCACCUUUUGCAUCUGUCCAGAACACAAUGUAAUGAAUGAUGACAGUUCAGAAAUUGUAGAGGGCAGCAAUACAGGUGACUUCAAUAACCUAGGUGCUGCUGAAGACAGUAAUGCAGAUGGUGAUGCAGUUGAUACAGGUGUUUCAAAAGGCAGCAAUGCAGACAACUUUGAUGAACUAGAUAUUGUAAAAGACAGUAAUGGUGAAUAUGUUGAUGUAGGUGAUGUAGGUAUAGUUGAGGGCAGCAAUACAGAUGACUUAGAUGAAUCUGAUGACUUUUAUUGUGCAUAUUUUGUAAAGGACAGAACUAAUGGUGAUUUUGUUGAUCCAAGUGUUGAUGUCGCCACUAGUCUGUUAUCUGAACUUCGUAAACAUGAUAUGAGAACACCAAUUAAGAUGAACACAACCCAAGAUAUGUUAAGUCCAGCUACAAAGGCAUUCUUGGAAAGUAUGGAUAACAGCUGGUUAGACGAAGAGGAAGAAGAAUCAGCAAUGUGCACUGAUCUAAGCAAGAGUUUUAGCGCCCUCUCUCCUUUCAAAAGUCAGCCAACUCAGGCCAAUCGGCAGCCAGAAUUCCCUGACCUCAACCGAUAUGUCAUCAUGCAUGUUGAUGAGGAAAACUUUGAAAAGGUUGUGCAUGUCAGGUCUGUAUUAGAUAAUACAUUGAAAGAGUGUAGACUGACAGGAAUGUGGAAUCAAACGCCGCUACAUGAGGGCAUGUUGGUUGCUAUCCAUGGAACGUUUGACGCGUCCAAUCACAUCGUCAUUAAUCAAAAUGAUAACUUCAUUGUAGUUAAACCUGACAUGCUGCUAACAGGCACUGCAAUAUCCGGUAGCAUACGGUGUAAGAGAAGGUCUGUUUUACGUGAGAGGUUUAAGGGAGCAGAUUCUUCCAAUAAGGCUAUGUUAUGUGGAACAAUUCUUCAUGAAGUAUUUGAAAAGGCUAUAAGCAAGAGAACAUUCACUAGAGAAUUACUGGAGGCUACAGCAAUGGAGGUUUUGAUUACACCGGCUAUAAUGAACGAUAUGUUUAAAAUAGGUCUCGGUGACCAGGAUGUACUUGACGUGGUGGAGGAAUACAUCGGCCCAAUCACAGCUUGGGCUAACAAAUACUACUGCUCCAUUCCAAAGAAGUCCUCAUCUGUUGAUGUCAAAUUCCCUAAUGAGAUGAAGGCAUCCAAAAGCUCCAUCUGUGUUUCUGACCUGAAAGAUAUUGAAGAAAAUGUCUGCUCACCUCGCUGGGGCAUCAAGGGAAAAGUUGACUUGACAGUUGAAGUAAAGAUUCACCGUGAGAAAUCUCAACCAAGACAACAAACACUUACACUCCCUCUUGAGUUGAAGACGGGAAGGGAAACAAAUUCCAUUGAGCACAGGACUCAAUUAUUGCUAUACAGCUUUCUUUUGAGUGAAUUGGGUUCAAGUAGUGAACUUGGAUUUCUUCUGUACCUCAAAACUGGUUCCAUGAUUUCAGUUCCGGCAGCGCACAUGGAUAAGCGAGAAUUGAUUAAUCUUCGGAACCAGUUAGCUUACUACAUCUCACAAGCACCAAGCAAAGGUGACAAUGAGGAAGACUGGCAGUUACCUGGUCUACCAGAACCAAUCCAAGAAACCUUCACCUGCACCAGGUGCUCUGAGCUCCAUCACUGUGCUCUUCUACACAGACUGGAGCAAAAUCCAAUAACUUUAAAUGAAAACAUUGCCAGUCACUACCAAGCGCAACUUGAACAUUUAAAAGACUACGAACUACAGUACUUUAGAGAUUGGUUUCUCAUGUGUAUGCUAGAACAUACUGCAGCAGAGGAAAGAAAAAUUAAUAGUGAGAUGUGGAUGGUAGAUGCUUGGACACGAGAGAAGCGAGAUCAAUGUUACAGUGGAAUGCUACUGACCAAUUGCAGGCCUGGUGACCGUUCUGGUCAAUAUUUGCUGACUUUUAAAAGAAAACCACUUCACCACAGCAAUAUACCCCUAUCUAGUGUGCAAAUGGCUGUGGGUCAGAGGUUAGCGGUAACUAAGGAGAAGACAAAAGAAGUAGCAAUAUGUGUUGGAUUCAUGGUAGAGGUUACCUGUGAUAAAGUUGUCAUAGCAAGUGACAGAGCAAUGAAGAUGAGCGACACAAGUGCUGUAUAUCGCCUUGACAAGGAUGAUAGUUACAACAGUAUGGCAUCUAGUUUGGUUAAUCUUGCAAACUUUAUGAGGAAUGAUGCAUUUAGUUUUCAUUUACGUCAGCUUGUAUUGAACAGGGAGCAGCCAAUCUUUAAAGAAAAUACAAUCAGUCUGCCAGUCACUGCUCAAAAACAAGUAAAUAAAAUCAUAGACGCUUUAAACCAAGACCAAAGGUGUGUGAUUGACAAGGUGUUGAGGAGUGAAGACUACACUCUUGUUGUUGGUAUGCCCGGUACAGGUAAAACCACCACCAUUGUAGCAUUAGUAAGAAUAUUGAUGCAUUAUGGGCUAUCAGUGUUGUUAACAAGCUAUACCCAUUCUGCAAUUGACAAUAUCCUGUUGAAACUGUGUAAGCAUGAUGUAAAGUUCAUUCGUUUGGGUCGGUCUCUCAGCAUCCACCCUGACAUAAGAUGCUUCUCGGAGGAAACUGUUGCAGUGCAGGCUAAGAAUAUUGCGAACCUCACACAUAUUUACAAUACAGUGCCUGUUGUGGCUACCACAUGCUUAGGGUCGAAACAUGCUAUUUUCUCCAAGCGAAAGUUUGAUGUGUGCAUUGUGGAUGAGGCAUCACAGAUUAGCCAGCCCGUGUGCCUUGGACCCUUGCUACAUGCUGCCUGCUUUGUAUUGGUUGGUGACCACCAUCAGCUUCCACCACUUGUUCAGAGUAAACAUGCAAAACUUCUAGGAAUGGACACAAGUUUGUUCAAACAUUUAGCUACAACUCAGCCCGACGCCACGGUAUCCUUAACGCUGCAAUAUAGAAUGAACUUUGACAUCAUGAAGCUGAGCAACAUACUGGUGUAUGAGGGCGCACUUCAGUGCGGAUCAGAUGAAAUUGCAAGGUCUCAGCUUGUUUUAACCAAGUGGGAUGAAUACAGAAAUGUGCAUCUUAGAAGUUCCCAACCAAAAUGGCUGCUAAAGUUGGUUGACCCAAAAUCUACUGUCCAGUUCUUGAACAUGGAUGAUGUUAUGAAGGAGGGUCAAAGUUCAGGUAGCACCAAUCAAAAUGAAGCAAAUGUCAUAAUCAAACUGGUAGAUGCCCUACACAAGUGUGGUUGCAAGGGCUCAGGGAUAGGUGUUGUGUCCCCAUACAGGAACCAAUGUUUAUUAAUAAAGUCUAUGCUAGCUGGCCUAGCAAUAGACACUUCAAAAUUGGAGGUAAACACUAUAGACAAGUAUCAAGGAAGAGAUAAGGAAGUGAUAAUUGUGUCCUUUGUAAAGGUUUCUACACAGCGAUCCAUUAUGCAACCUUCUCAUCCACCUCAAGCAACACGGACUACUGACUACAUGUUCAGAGUCAUGAUGGGAAAUAUUCUCUGCUCUAAUGAGUGAUUGGAUUAUGUCAAGAUAAGGCCAAAAAGUUUGUUGCCCGACCAAAUUUUUUACAUCUAUUAGUUUUUUUUAAAUUUCUUUUUUGACAUGUCUUCCCAAAACCCAAAACAUUUGUAUAAUGUUUAAAAAGGGUACUUUCAUGUUUAAUUAAUAACUUUGAUACAAUAAUUAUGGAUUUUAGGACCAUUGUUGUCAUUUACCAACCAAAAUACCUAAGUUAAAAUUAUCCAUGAAUCCUUAUGUAUGUUUUUAUACUCUAAGAUAUAUUUUUAUAUUGAAAUGUGUUUUGAAGACUUUAAUAUUCAAGAAUUUAAAUACAUAUAACAUUAUAUUCUCAUUUACUAAAUCAUAAAUGUUCUUACAUUCCAACAAGUGGCACAUUCAAGAGUCUUGAAAUGGGAGGGGGAUGUGGGGCCCCUCGAUGAUUGAGGGAGUGCUAGAUCAUAAAAUAAGGCGAUUUUUAAAUUUUUUUGUUUCAAACAUUUCCAGUGUGGCAGUGGCAUAUCUAGGAGCCUUGAAAUGGGGGGAUGGGGGGUGCACUGAUGGGUGAGCACAAAAGUCACGUGGGGGUUCCAUGAUUAGGUGAGGGGUAACUUGCAAAAUAAGGUAAUUUUAGGUGAUUGUCAACUACUUGAGCUACUUGGGAUGAUUAGGACGUUUGAAAUACUUUGUGUUACCAAGUAUAUAGGUAUGUAGAGAAUAUUUACUGUACUUUAAUGUGCAACUUAUUUAUGUCGUGUUAGUAACGAGAAACAUCAUUAAAAUGUUAAAUAAUCAAUAAAUUUCCUGGCAACCAUGUCAAUACUGCAA